AACUUGUUGAGCGGUUCAGCCCCAAACCACCCACUAUUUCGAUUUUUGAACUCCAGUCCCGGUCUCAAAUCUCCCAAUCCCCUACCGACGCCGCACCUGAGCCCCCUCGUGGCGGCGAGAUCCAGACGGGGCCCGGCCGCCGCCGGCGCAUGUCCUCCGUCGACGCCGCGAAACGAGCUGCUGAUGGAGCAGACCCGCUUGGUCUUGAAGGAGCCGGGGAACAUCCAGAAGCUCUAUCAGGAGGAUCGAGUGAAAGCUGCUGCUGCUGCGGAUGGCCUGCCGGUGCUGAUGGAGCAGGCCAGCCUGGUCUUGAAGGCUAGAAGGCCUGGGCUGGACCGCAAGCGGCCUCACUUCUCUCUCAAGCCCCCCCAAAGCAUUCCCAUGAAUGUUGAUUUCUCUAAGCUGGAUACCAUUGACGAUCCAGAGGAAUACUUCUUAACCAUGGAGUGGCUCCAAAAGGCUGACAUGGAGAUAAAAAGGAUAAGGGGCGAGCUUCCAACAAUAAAAGCAAAUUAUGAUCGGCCUAUCAAACCACCCCAGAAGCGGCCUGGAAUGUCGAGGAGAGAAUCGGUCUAUUCUUACAAUUUUAGUGUGGACAUGGAUACGUCAAAUGUUAUUGAAGCACCCAUUUCCCAGAUGGGAACUUUAACAGAAUCUCAGUCUACUCAAGAUGGCAUGCCUCCUUCAGUUCCCGAAAGAACUAAGUCACCGGUCCCUUCAAGUUCUAGCCAAUGUGACAUACGAGAUGUCUCAACGAGAGAAGAUUCAUUUGCUAAGAGGGAUAAAAGCGCCACUAUGGAUUCCUUACUGUCAGCAUUCAAAAGUUUCGAUGAAUCUAAAGAGGAAAGCGUGUUGCGAGAGAAGUUACAGAUCAAAGAAAUAAACAUAAGGGAAGUUAGUAUUCCUGACCUAUUAAAUGUUCCUGAUAGGCCUGUAAGAAGCACUAAGCAGAAGUAUCUGACGAGUGAUCAUACUCCAGAAAGACCUGUAUUAGGGAGCCAGCGUGCUCCAAUCUCGAAAUUGGGGAAACACAUACUUGGUGGAGACAUUCUGAACGAUAAAGCAGAUCUUUCAGAAGACGAUGAAUCUGAUAAUUCUUCAGAAACUGUUGUGGAUAAUCAAUCGCAGGCGCACAGUUCUUACAAUGCUGUUGUUUUGACGAAUGGUGAGGCCUCUACUGCAAGGGAGACCCCAACUUCAAGCAUCAAAUUUCCAGACCGUGUUCUUGAACCAGGAAGUUCUCCACUUGUUGCAUGCAUAGAUAGUGAAGUUGCCAAAGAAACGGAUGCAUCUAGCCGACAAAAUGUUCCAUCAGAGGAAGAGCAUGUGCCACUGAAUCGCCCAUUUACCGAGAGGCCAAAUAAUGAACCAGAAAUUUCUUCUCAUUAUUUGGAAGGUGGAACAACCAAAGUGUUGGGUAGUGCACCAGGUAGAAAUGCGUCUGUGUUGCAUGGUGAAGAUGACAAUAUUGGAUAUCAGGGAGUGCUUGGAGGAGACAUGCUUGUGCAAGGUACCUACUUUCCUUGCAAUUUUUUGCUGAACGUAGACUCUCAAAAGAGUUGUAACAUUUUGCUCAUCAGAACUGAGGACUCAAGAUUUAGCAAAAGAAAGGGAACAAUUUUAUUUAUUGUACCCCCACGUUAGAAUGGACUUUUACCGCUUAAAGAAACAAGAUGAUAGUACAUUAUCACGAAGUUGAUUCUACUCUGGCAAUAUUAGUUUCCUAGUUAUGCUAUUUUGGAGUCAGACAUACUAUAAGCAGCAUGACUCCCUUGAACCACCCACGCAAAGUUUGUGCAUGCUAUUCUGGACAUGGACAACAAAUUUUGGGCAGCAGGAAUCAUAAGCUGCAUGAUGUU
Molecule: messenger RNA, 1859 nt
Organism: Hordeum vulgare subsp. vulgare (domesticated barley)
Lineage: Eukaryota; Viridiplantae; Streptophyta; Magnoliopsida; Poales; Poaceae
Exons: 8
Coding region: 184-1644 (486 amino acids)
Biological process (GO): attachment of mitotic spindle microtubules to kinetochore; spindle attachment to meiosis I kinetochore; kinetochore assembly
Cellular component (GO): kinetochore
Molecular function (GO): centromeric DNA binding
Source: RefSeq, a predicted model, not a curated record